CAUAAAAAUAUUCUCAAACCUAUGCACAAAGAGGAGAACAGAAUUUGAUCCAGAAGAGAGUGUAUAAGAGCUCACUCUGUUUCCUCUGUUUUGUCAAUCCUCAGCUUCCCUAUAGUCUUUUCUUUUCCAGGAACUUAAUCGGCAAAUUCUUCCCAGCGUCUACCAUGGUUAUAGCUGCCUGCUUAUCUUCUUUAUUUAGCGACGGAGUUGCUGCUCAACCUCCCAUACUAACUCAAUUCUCUUUCGAGUGAGAACCGAUAGAACUAAACUAAUCCAUCCAUUAAAAGAAAAACCAUUUGUUGUCUUCGACUUUCCCUGACUUUCUCUGCUCUUUUUUUUGGAGAUGGAUACAUUUGACAUAAAACUUGAGAAGAGAAACGCUAUCUUGAAGUAUCGUCAGUUGUGCAAGAUGGCAAACUUGCUCAGGUUUGUUGAGGUUUGUGUUCUUCUGGUGUUGAUCUCCAGGUUUACAAUUCAACUCCCAGUCGCUGUUAAAAAUUCUGGUGAGUAUGUUCGGGGCUUGUCGGUUGUUCUGGUGAGCCCUCGCUUUGUGUUCAUCGUUGGGAAUGCUAUAAUCAUCACUCUCUUUGCAAAGGCUGGGCAGUUUUCAGCUCAUGAUUCUGCUUCGAAGAGCUCAGGAACUGAUCUUUACGAAGAAUUUGUUGAGAAGAGUGAGAAAAGUCAGGCAAUUCAUCGAUCUGAAAUCGAAUACAGAGAAAAACAAAGCAAGAAGAUUGUAGGUGAAGAGACAGCGAUUAGUCUUAAUGUGCAUGCAUCAAAGGGAUCAAAGAAAUAUCGAAGAAGUCAAUCAGAGAAGCUUAAGAGGGUGAACUGCAAUAAAGAUUGCAAGCAACUCAGGCGAUUGGAGUCAGAAAAGUACACAAAAGACAAUGAUUCUGAUGAGCAACUGUUGAAGAGUUCAUAUCCUGAAGACGGAAUGAGCAGUGAGCAGUUUCGUAACACGGUUGAGGCUUUCAUUGCCAGGCAAAAAAAGCUUUUAAGGGAAGAAGAGUACUCGGUGAUUUGGACAGAGUUAGAGUGACGAAGCAAACCCUGGUGCUCCCUUUUUCCAGUGUUUUUAUGAUUGUUUUUAGGCUUUUGAUUUUGCCUUUCCUUUCGUUCGCCUAUACUGCUAUGUACAUGGUUAAUUUUGUCAUAAAAUUCAAUGAGUUACUAGUAGUAAUCUAUUGUCCUUGUUUCGAGUUUGGAUUUAAAACUUUGAAACUGUGAUGCUUGCCUAUGCAACAAAACCAAUCUAGACGUCACAAAACCACGAAUCUGAACCUUCUGCAGCUGCUUUAGAUUGCGGAUAUUGUCCUGGAAAUUGAAUUUAUGCAGAAAAGAAGAAUUUCCAACUGUGUUACACUCACUCUAAGUAUAUGCCGAUAUGUCAUCAUGUUUAGGAAUGUAUUCUAAAUUUUGUUCUAUUGAAAAUUUUAUCCUUUUAGAUGCCGAAUUGCCAAUGCAGAAAGUCGAAUAUCAAGUCACAGAGCAAAGCGCAAAGCUGAACUAUAGCAAAGCAAUGUGGUGUUUUUGAAUGGUGAUCAGGCCUCCAUAUCCUUUGCAAAGGACCAAUCCACCUGGAAAAAGGAACUUCAUCUUCACCUUAAUCCUCAAAUCACAAGCCAA
This is a messenger RNA of Durio zibethinus, 1629 nucleotides long. RefSeq lists its product as uncharacterized. NCBI's taxonomy places the organism in Eukaryota, Viridiplantae, Streptophyta, Magnoliopsida, Malvales, Malvaceae. The record is from RefSeq and is a predicted model, not a curated record.